ACCUUUCAAUGAAAGUGCUUGUGUGACCAAGAUUUUUGUAUCAGAAACCGGAAACACGAGUGCUUUUGAUCCCUGGAUCCCAACAAGCCGGCUGACACAAUCAUGAUACGGAAUAUACUGAAACCUUGCUUUAAGCAGUCGUUCCUGGGCACCAUUAAGAGCUAUGCUACCAUAGUGGACAAAGCCAGUCUCAGCAAGCUCAGGAAGAAAACGGGUAUUGGAUUUAUGAACUGUAGGAAAGCACUGGAGCAGUUUGAGAAUGAUAUAGACAAGGCAGAAAAAUGGUUGCUGGAGCAGGCACAGAAAGAAGGAUGGGCCAAGGCUACAAAGCUUCAAGGUCGUCCAAUGUCACAGGGAUUAGUUGGGGUCAUGUCCGACAAUCAGAGAGCUACAGUGGUCGAGAUCAAUUGUGAAACAGACUUUGUGGCCAAAAAUGAAAAGUUCCAGGAUCUUGUAUCCCAAAUAACUUCCGGCUGUCACCGAUACUUCAUGGCAGCCCCUAGUAGUACACAGAGGAAUCAUAUAUCCCUGGGGUAUCUCUUCCUAAGGAAAAUCUUGAUGCCAUUGAUAUUGGCUGACAACCAGAAUGUGUCAGACUUGGUUGCAAUGACGGUUGGAAAAGUUGGGGAGAAUGUAUCAGCUCGUCGUGUUACACACAUAGGUGUGGCACCCAAUUCACACCUGGAAACCUACAUUCAUGCUACAGGUUCGGAUAUCGAGGUUGAUGGCUGUAGGAUGGGAAAAUAUGCUGUUUUACUCGAUGUGAGUCAGGAUGGGUCAGAGGAGGUUGGCCCCUUGAAAACUGUAGCCAAACAAUUGUGUCAACACAUUCUGGGGCUGAAGCCUAACACUGUAGGCGACUUUGAAAAUGACAAGCCUCUCGCUGACAGGGAUGAUCAACCUGCAGAGGAAUCAGAUACCAGUGAUGAUGAGAGCGAUGAUAGUGACGAUGAAAGUGAUAGUGACGAGGAAGAGAAGAUUAGUAAAAGUAAAGAGGAGGAAACUAGACUUGUGUUUCAGGAAUUCCUCUUUGAUCCAGAAAUUGUUGUAGGAGAAUAUUUAAAAGAAAACAGGGCCACAGUGAACAAGUUUGUACGCAUUGAAUGUGGGGCCGAACUUCCGUCAGAAAGCUGAUAACCUCAUUGAAUACAAAAUGGAUGUUUGCAUGGAGACAGUUUGUGAAAAUGAUAUACACAAACAUUCAUGUGUGAGAAAAGAAUAUAUUAAGUGUUUGAAGUAAAGAUUUCAGAUGUUGACAAAUGAAAUUAAAUCUGCCAUCGUUUAUAUGUGUAAAGACAACUUGUCUACAAUGUUGAGCAUUCCAUAUUCAUAUCAACUGAAGCUGAAUAUGGAGUAAUUUAUCGCUAAUGUAGUGAAAAACUAGUUGGAAGACUUGAAUUAAAUGAUCUUUAUUUAUUAAACAAGACCACCAAAUGUAAUACAUGUAUAAAUAGUUAUUAACUACGAUAGAGUUAACAGAUAUACAGGCAGAAUAGCAUCAAAUAUAGUAAAACUAUAAUAGUAUUGGUAUUAAAUAUGCUACUUAAAAAAUAAAAUAAACCUCAAAAAGCAAACUGAAAUCUAGAUUUGGCCCCAGGAGUCAAUCAUUUCAAAUUAUAAUAUUCUAAAAUUAUAACAUUGAUGUAGUGCAAAAUCUGGUUUGAGGACAUGGCCGUAUAAGGUACAGAUCAUUAGACUGGUAGGAUUUUUAUCUUACCGGAACAAAGUUUAGGGGAGCUAUUUCUAUACCGUCGUCGUCAUCUGUUAGACAGCUAGGUUUAAGUUGAUAUAAAACAGUGCUCUGUCAAUACUGAUGAGGAUAUAGUUUAGAUAUUUCACAUUUCUUUUAAAAAUAUCUUUAACCUUGGCCACAUUUUGUUAAAAUUGUACAGGAUAUGGCUUUAAUUUUUGAUGUGCAUUCUUUGUCACAAAACCUUUCUGUUGAUAAUGCAUUGUAGACCUGCCUACCUUGACCUUUGACCUACUUUUAGUUAAACUCCAUGAGCUUCUGAAUUUCAUCACGCUGAUGAUACAAUUAGCAAGUUAUAUUGUCUUGACCACUCUUGAUGAGAUAUUUUUCACACAUUGUUAGUGUAUGGGAUUUUCUUGUUUAAGACUGUGGGCUAAAUUAUUUUUUUUACUUAAGAUAUUCUUGAAUCAUAAUCAUCUAUCAAGUCAGUGAAGUUGGCUCUGGUCACAACAGGGGCUAAAUAAAGUUUUCAGGGUGGUCACCGAACUGGUGGUAUCUGCCCAACAGCGCCUUUCCACAAGUGAACACUAAUAUAUCAUUUUUUGUGUAAAUGUAGACGAACAUUUUCAUUUGACAAAAUGUAAAAAAAAAAAAAAAAAAAAAAAAUCUAUAGUAAAUAUAAUCCUCUAAUCAACAUAACAAUUGUUAGAUCUAAAGAGGUGCAGUAGAAUGUCAAUAAACAUAUAUACAGUAGCAUAUAAAUAUAAUGUAUAAUAUUGCCGCAAGUAUGAAAUGUCAUGUAGAAUAAGGACUCUCAAACCAAUGAUCAACAUCAAAUGACUGGACAUGACUGAGAAUUUAGUAUCGAAGCAUAUCAUUGCAUCACAUUUUGAGGAUUAAAAUGUUAUGAAACAAAAGUGCUAGCUUUUUAUGGGUAAAUAUCCUGGACUUCCUUAAAUCUCCGAGGUAGAUAAGCAGUGCACAUUUACUAGGGAAACUGGUGAAAUUACAAAUUUGAAAAUAAUUCAACUUUUCAAGAAUUACAUGUAGCUAGUACACCUAUAGGUUACUGUGUGGCUACAUAUAUAUAAUUUAUAUCCCUGUUAAUCAUCAGUUGAAUCCUCAUUGAAUUCCAACCAAUUUUGCUUCAUGUCAUCACAAAAUGUUCAUCAGCGAACAGAUAUCAAAUUGGACGUUGACCUUUGACCCAGUGACCUAGAUAUUUGGUUAGUUAACUCUUCGUUUAAUUCUUACCAACUUUGCUUCAUGAUGUUAAAGUGGGUUUUUUAUGUGAAAAGAUACAAAAUUUGGCCUUGACCUUUGAACCUACUGACAUUGACUUUUGACUUUAACAUUAGGAACUUUAAAAACCCUUAUCACACAUCUGCAUGUCACAAUAUCACAGUGAAUUACCAUGUGAAAUUUCAGAAAGUUUAUACCCCUCUGUAAGUGACUUAGAUAUUCCCAAUUUUAUAUUAAUCAACGACAACAACCUUGACCUUGAGGACUUAAAAGACUCCUACUGCACAUCUAAAUUUCAGAGUAGUUUGGUCGUUUAUAAGGGCCUUACAAAAUUUAUUUUGACAGUAUUUACUCAGUUGUAUGUUAGUAGCAGGGACCUUGACCUUAGGAACUUUUUAAACUCAUAUUGUACAUGACAGUGUAACACCAUAACAAGUUUUAGAAAGUUUGGCAGAGACAAUACCUAAUCCAACAUUU
Molecule: messenger RNA, 3409 nt
Organism: Pecten maximus
Lineage: Eukaryota; Metazoa; Mollusca; Bivalvia; Pectinida; Pectinidae
Product: elongation factor Ts, mitochondrial-like
Exons: 7
Coding region: 103-1134 (343 amino acids)
Biological process (GO): mitochondrial translational elongation
Cellular component (GO): mitochondrial matrix
Molecular function (GO): translation elongation factor activity; protein binding
Source: RefSeq, a predicted model, not a curated record